This is a messenger RNA of Fraxinus pennsylvanica, 639 nucleotides long. Lineage: Eukaryota; Viridiplantae; Streptophyta; Magnoliopsida; Lamiales; Oleaceae. The record is from the annotation of a GenBank genome assembly.
AUGGCCUUCUAUGGCACUGUACAAAAAUGCAAAUCUUGUAAUAAAACUGUUCAUUUUGCUGAGACUAUGUCUGCAGAUGGUGUUCCUUAUCACAAAACCUGCUUCAAAUGCAGCCAUUGCAAUGGGCGCCUCGCGAUGAGCAACUACUCAUCCUUGAAUGGAGUCCUUUACUGCAAGCCUCACUUUGAACAACUCUUUAAGGAAACUGGAAGCUUCAGUACUAAGAAGUAUCAAUUUGCAACAGCUGGGAAGCAACCAGAACUGAACAGGACUCCCAGUAAAGUCUCUACCUUCUUCUCUGGCACCCAAGAGAAAUGUGCAGUAUGCCAAAAAACUGUGUACCCACUGGAAAAGGUGACAGUGGAGGGUGAAUUUUAUCACAAAACAUGCUUUAGAUGUGCUCAUGGAGGCUGCAAUUUGACAACCUCAAAUUAUGCUGCUUUGGAUGGAAUCCUUUACUGCAAACCUCACUUUGCACAAUUGUUCAAGGAAAAGGGUAGCUACACUCAUCUCACCAAGACUACUUCCAUGAGGAAAAAUGGUGGGGAAUCACCAGCUUCUGAACUAGAUCAGCCUCAGGAUCCGAAGCAUGUCGAUGAAGUGGAGCAACCCAACUCUGAGGUUGCACAGGAAACAUAG